Messenger RNA from Macroventuria anomochaeta, 1068 nucleotides. RefSeq lists its product as uncharacterized. Lineage: Eukaryota; Fungi; Ascomycota; Dothideomycetes; Pleosporales; Didymellaceae. The coding region runs from base 100 to 981 and encodes 293 amino acids. The record is from RefSeq and is a predicted model, not a curated record. The transcript has 2 exons.
CACCUCUUGAGGGCAUAUAAGGAUUUAACAUACGUAUUCUUUGAAGCUGUGUUUCUAGCAACAACCCAGCCUUGUCCACUAUUUACCGCAUCAAGCACCAUGGCAGAAGCCUCAAAGGCUAAUAUUGUUGAACAAUACCUGAAAGACAAGACGUGGGUUGAUCAGCCUGAAGUCUUGCCGUGGUAUGUCAAGGACCUGGUGGACCUCGAACCAAAGACGAAGCAGCUGUUCGAGACCUACAGCAAAGUCCGUUCAGAUGAAGUUGUCUCCCACAUUACACAGAUCAGAAACCAUGCCUUCAAGAUUUUUCCCUAUCCAUGUCUUGGCCAUUGGGGUUUCCUCAACCUGAGUAUCCAGAAGUCGGCAGCCUACGACGAAGUACUUCAGCGCAUCAAGGGUGGCGAGCAGUACCUGGACAUUGGCUGCUGUGUGGGUCAGGACAUACGCAAGCUCGUGUACGAUGGAGCGCCCUCCGAGAACACCUACGCCUCGGACUUGAAGGGUCAAUUCUGGGACAUCGGCUACGACUUGUUCCUGGACAAGUCAUCCCUGAAGACCACCUUCAUCGAGGCCGACGUCUUCGACGAUAAUUCUGGGCUACAGCAACUCGCCGGCAAGCUUGAUAUUGUGCACGCAGCUUCCUUCUUCCAUCUCUUCGAUUGGGACGGCCAAGUUGCUGCAGCCAAGAAGGUCGUAGGGUUGUUGAACCCUGCGUCCAACAGCUUGAUUCUCGGUCGUCAAGCUGGACGUGCAGAAGCUGGUGAAUUCACUGCUCAGGUUGAACAGACGAAGAGUAGGUACUGGCACAACCCAGAAUCAUGGGCGAAGCUGUGGAAGCAAGUCGGCGACGAGACUGGAACGAAGUGGAAAGUCGAGGCUGACUUCGAUGAGAGAGUGGACUUAUUCCGUAACAAGUGUGGUAUGGCAGACUUCAUCCCUCAGGACACUAAGUUUAUGAGGUUCAUUAUUAGGAAGGCGUGAAGGCGUGGUGACAUGCUUUCCAAUUGCAGACGACUUCGAGGGGCGAUGUGCGACGUUACAAUAGAUCCUUAAUGAACUUGCUUGAAC